Messenger RNA from Tupaia belangeri chinensis (Chinese tree shrew), 1916 nucleotides. Its product is annotated as zinc finger protein 627-like. Gene Ontology annotation, cellular component: nucleus. Gene Ontology annotation, molecular function: DNA-binding transcription activator activity, RNA polymerase II-specific; RNA polymerase II cis-regulatory region sequence-specific DNA binding. Gene Ontology annotation, biological process: regulation of transcription by RNA polymerase II. The transcript has 3 exons. NCBI's taxonomy places the organism in Eukaryota, Metazoa, Chordata, Mammalia, Scandentia, Tupaiidae. The record is from RefSeq and is a predicted model, not a curated record. The coding region runs from base 146 to 1750 and encodes 534 amino acids.
CACCUGCUGGCCCCGAGAUGGAGAAUUCUGAUGACCAAAUUACAAAAUGAAUGUUUGGAGACCUUCGCAUCCUCUAAGCGUCAUGAAUUGAGUAAAUCUUCCCAGUGCUGUCAGUCUCAGCCUUCCUCCUCCACAUACAUGUGGGAUGUUGCAGGACCCAGUGGCCUUCGAGGAUGUGGCUGUGAACUUCACUAAGGAGGAGUGGGCUUUGCUGGAUCCUGCACAGAGAAAACUCUACAAGGAUGUGAUGUGGGAAACUAUCAAGAACCUGAACACUGCAGGGAGAUGCUGGGAAAACAAGAAUAUUGAAGAUCAGUGUCAAAAUACCAGAAAAAAUCUAAGAAGUGGGAUAGUACAGAGACUAUAUGAACUACAAGAAGGUAGUCAAUAUGAAGAAGCCAUCAUCCAUCAGAUCGCAAGCACUAACCUAAAUGAGAAAACAGAUACUGGAUUCAGACCAUGCGAAAGAAGAGCAUAUAGGGAUGGCUGUGCCGUUCCUUCCUCCCACAGCAGACACAUCAGAGCUCACGGAGAGGAACCACCUGAGUGUCAGGAUUAUGCAGAGAAGCCGUCCAAACGUAAGCAACGCGGGAAACCCUUCAUUUCUCUCGUACGUGAGGGAAGACACAUGAGAUCACAAAGGGGAGCUGGACCUCAGAAAUGUAAGCUAUGCGAAAAGACCUUCCACUGUCUCAGUUCCCUGCAGUUACAUGAAAAAACUCACGCGGCAGAGAAACCCCACACGUGUGGGCAGUGUGGGAAAGCCUUCAGUUUCUUCAGUUAUUUACAAAUUCAUGUAAGAACACACACAGGAGAGAAACCCUACCAAUGUACGCAGUGUGAUAAGGCCUUCAGUUGUCCCAGUAACUAUCGAAAACACGUGAUAACCCACAGUGGAGAAAAACCCUAUGAAUGUAAGACGUGUGGAAAGACUUUCAGUCGGGCCUUUCACUGUCAAGUACAUCAAAGAACCCACACUGGAGAGAAACCCUAUCAGUGUAAGCAGUGCGGUAAAAGCUUCUCUCAUUCCAGUUACUUUAGAAUUCAUCAAAAGGUUCACAGUGGAGAGAGACCCCUUGAAUGUAAGCAGUGUGGGAAACCAUUUUUUUGUCUCCCACGUCUUCAGAGACACAUGAUCACACACACUGGAGAUGGGCCUUAUAAGUGUAAGGUAUGUGGGAAAGCAUUCAGUUGGCCCAGUUCCUUUCACGAGCAUGAAAGAACUCACACCGGAGAGAAACCCUAUGAAUGUAAGCACUGCGGGAAAGCCUACAGUUGUUCACGUUACUGUCGGAAACAUGAAAGGACUCACACUGAAGAGAAACGCUAUGAAUGUCAGCAGUGUGGAGAAUGCUUUCUUUCUCCCGGUUCCUUUAAAAAACACAAGCACACUCACGCUGGAGAGAAAACCUAUGAAUGUAAGCAAUGUGCAAAAGCGUUUCUUUCUUCCAGUUCCCUUCGAAAACAUGAACGUAUGCAUGCUACAGAGAAACCGGCUGAAUGUAAACAGUGUUGGAAAACCUUUCGUUCUUCCCGUCUGUUACAAAUACAUGAAAGAACCCACACAAGGGAGAAACCUUAUGUGUGCAAAGAAUGUGGAAAAGCCUUUAGUUUCCCCCAUCAUUUUCGGAUGCAUGAAAAGAUUCAUACUGGAGAAAAAUCGUGUGUAUGUAAGCGCUGUGGGAAAGCUUUCUAUUGUGCCAGUUCCCUUCAAAAGCAUGAAAGGACACAUACUAGAAACAAACCCUAAAUAAAAAAAGAAAGAAUGUGAGAACGUGUUCAUUAUCACACAACCUAUGCCAUAUGGGAAAAACACAUGUGAAAAAAUUUACUUGAUAAGUUGAUAAGGACCACAAGAUGGCAUAAGGGUUAUGUCACUGGACUCCCACACAGUAGACUGCAGUUUAAGUCCCAGA